This is a messenger RNA of Arxiozyma heterogenica, 906 nucleotides long. RefSeq lists its product as uncharacterized. NCBI's taxonomy places the organism in Eukaryota, Fungi, Ascomycota, Saccharomycetes, Saccharomycetales, Saccharomycetaceae. The record is from RefSeq and is a predicted model, not a curated record. The transcript has a single exon. The coding region runs from base 1 to 906 and encodes 301 amino acids.
AUGUGUGAUUCAAUAUUUGUUACCUAUCAUAUUAAACUUUUUCCUAGAUCGCCACCAAGAAAAUUGGAGAUAAAAUCUGAUUUAGAUUUUUUGACAACAGCAACAGCAACAAAUAAUAAUAAUAAUAAUAAUAAUAAUAAUAAUAAUAAUAAUAAUAAUAAUAAUAAUAAUAAUAAUGCUAAAAAAAAGCAAAUUAAUUUGAUCUUUAAAUCAUCAAGAAAAUUACGACAGUAUCGAUUAAUACGAUUUAUAUUCAACACAUUCAAUGAAUUAUUCUUUAUAAGAUUGAGUGUACUACUAUGGAAGCAAUGUAAGGAUGAUUCAAUUACAUCGAAUAUACAUUGGUUACGAAUAUUAAAAAUGAUAGAUCAAGGGUUUUAUAAUAUUUUAAACAUAACAGAUCUAUGGUUUAUUGUCUUUGCUUUUCCAAUUGUUUCAUAUGGAGAUUCUUUAUGGUUCAACAUGAAGUUAUUCUUUGGUAAAAAGAUUAAUAAUUUGAUAAAGGGUUGUCCGCCAUUUGGUAAAUGGUUUGGGGAUAAAGUUUUUAAAAGAUUGGAUUUUAUAUUUUUACCAAUAUAUUUAUUUUUAAUUAACUCAAAAUUACUAAAGUGGAGGUUAAACUCUUUAAAGAACGAUCAAUCAUUCUCAGAGACAAGUGGAUUAUUUAAGUUAAUAUAUCUGAUUUUAAGAAUUAAAUUAUUACUAUUUGAUUAUGUAAUCAAAUCAAUUUUUUCGAUAUUUCGCAAACCAUUGGAUUAUUUUAUUCAUAUUAAUAACCUAUUAAAUUAUUAUUUGUCACAUCAAAACAGAAUAAAUUUGCAGAGUAUAUUAAUGGUUAUUCAAAGUGUUAUAAUUAUAUUAUGGCUGGAAUUGAAAGACUAUUUUGGGAAAGAAUCUGUAAGUUAA